CCCCUGGAAAUAGGUGAGAUAAAGGAAAGAUAAACAAUUUACCAACUGUAUAAGGGCACAGGGCAGGGCACAGGGCAAGACCCAGAAGCAGACACAGGUGGACUAGCAAAAGAGAGAUACGAAACGGCAGGUGCACAGAAAACCACACUGGUUGACUUGAUAAGACAAGACAAACUGGCAACAGACAACCAGGGAACACCGGAAUAAAUACCCAGGGACUAAUGGCGAAAACGGGUGACACCUGGAGAAACCAUCAUUUGCAUUUGCCAAUAACCAGCAUUUGCUAAUAUCAUAACUGGAGCUGGACAUCUGACUGAGGCUAGCGUUUGUAUGCUGGAGUACACGCCAUAACAGUUUUACUGGAUGAAAACACAUUCCUCUGCUUCCUUCUCCUUGCGCCAGAUGGGCAGACUUUGCAGUGACUCCGUGUGCAACUACCUUGAGCAGCAGUUUGAGGGACUUUGCAGGGUAAAUCCUGCGCAGUGAUUGUCUGCAGCAGGACGACCCCCAGUGAACGGGCGCCAAGGGGUGUGGUGCUCCUCCAGCAGCUCUCUCAUUAGGAUUUCUCUGUACUUUUGGUUCCAGUCCUUUUGUGACCUGUUUGAUGCCCAGGAACACAAGCAGCAAGCAACUCACCUUUGUGCCCAUGAGGUUUGGCAAUGCAUGUGUGACGCAGAAGCCUGUCAUUUAAAAGACAGUACAAUCAUUCAAGCUUACACACAUCCACCCAUGACAGUUAUCAUCUGUUGAGACUAUUUUGUUAUCCCGACCCAGAGACCCUGGAGACAGGGCCACAGGAAUGCAGGGAAGGAGAAAGGAGGCAUCCUGGCACUGCAAGUGAAAGAGAAGGAUGUUCCCCACUCGAGCUGUGGCUCAGUUCAAGAAAUACAAGUGUCCUCGCAUGAAAAGCCACCGGAUGGCGCAGAUGGGAGAGAAGUACUACCAAGCCAAGGACUACACCAAAUGGGAUCUGGUGUGUGACAAUGCAUGGAAAACCCCUUUCACCGUCACAAUAUUCUUUUUUGGAGUGCUGUCCGGGUCUUUUUUGUCUGGGAUCAUCUCCGAUAGGUAUGGGAGGAGGUUCAUUUUCUUUGCUACUUUGGCACUCCAGACCGUAUUCAGUAUACUCCAGGCUGCUGCCAACAGCUGGGAGUUGUUCUGUGCCUUAUACUUUAUCGUUGGGAUGGGACAAAUUGCCAAUUACUGUGCUGCUUUCAUACUUGGUUCUGAGCUUCUUAUCAGAAAUGUACGCAUCAACUUUGCCUCACUGGGGGUCUCUAUGUGCUAUGCAAUCGGAUACACCGCUCUGCCAAUGUUUGCCUGGUUCAUCCGUAGCUGGAGGAUUCUGCUGAUAGCCCUGUCUAUACCUGGAUUUCUUUAUAUCCCACUUUGGUGGUAUAUCCCUGAGUCUCCUCGGUGGCUGUUGUCUCAGGGCAGGGUAAAGGAGGCAGAGGACAUCAUACGAGCUGCAGCAAGAAAGAACGGCAUCACUCCUCCAGACGUCAUAUUCAAACCGGAAGACUGUGAACAACUCAUGGAAAACAAGGAAAGUCAGCGACUGUACACAUGGCUGGAUCUCAUCAAAACAACUAACAUAAGGAACAUCACACUCAUCAGCAUUAUUAUUUGGAUUGUCAUAUCCAUGACUUACUAUGGGAUGUCCCUAAACACCCCCAACAUGGAUGGAGACCCUUAUUUCAACUGUUUGGUGGCUGCAUCCUCAGAAUUUCUGGGUUAUGGAAGUAUCUGGUUAUUUAUACGCUACACUCCACGGAGAUUCACUCUUCCCUUCACCAUGAUCCUCUCUGGGACCCUGCUUCUGAUCAUCAAGUUUAUCCCUCAAGACAUGCACGCCCUGUCUCUCACCCUGGUGAUGAUUGGAAAAACAGGUGUCACUGGAGCGUUUGGAUUCCUCUAUCUGUACGGCACAGAACUCUUCCCCACAGUCGUGCGCAAUAUGGCCUUGGGUGCCACCUCCAUGGCUUCCAGAGUAGGUAGCACUGUGUCUCCAUACAUCGCCUACAUGGGCACGUAUAACAAGAUACUACCCUACAUUCUAAUGGGAGGCACCACAGUCAUCGCUGGUGUGUUGAGCUUGUUGCUACCAGAAACAAAAGGAGAACAACUACCAGAAUUCAUCAACCAGGUUAAACCCCUCAGAUGCAUGGGCACAAACCGGGCUUCUCGGGAUGGCCAGAGGCAGAAAGGAAACGCACAGGUGGGGAAUAAAGUCAACAACAUCCAAGAGUGAUUCUGCACGAGCAACUCAGUACAAAGCAAGUUGCAAAGACAAGCUGUAUUGAAGAUGUUUCCAUAAUUGUGUGUGUUGCUUAGUUUUAAUGUCUUUUUAAAUGUACUAAUAAGUUGAGAAUGUUUUAAAUAUUAUUGUAAUGAUUUAUUUGUGUACUGAAGUGCUUCGGAACACAACAGAUGACCAUGAGGAAUUUCAGUCUGGUAUAGUCAUUGAUUAAAACCGCAUUUUCUGCGACUGAAAAGAGCCUCCAUAAUAAACUCAAAC
Molecule: messenger RNA, 2518 nt
Organism: Oncorhynchus keta (chum salmon)
Lineage: Eukaryota; Metazoa; Chordata; Actinopteri; Salmoniformes; Salmonidae
Product: solute carrier family 22 member 4-like
Exons: 15
Coding region: 851-2251 (466 amino acids)
Biological process (GO): transmembrane transport
Cellular component (GO): membrane
Molecular function (GO): transmembrane transporter activity
Source: RefSeq, a predicted model, not a curated record